AUGAGCUUGCGUAGGCUCUUGUUCAAUUCCUCAGAUUCCUUAAAAGGGGUCUUGCUCACCUAUACUAUCAUGUCCCAAAAAUUGCAAGAAACCCCAAUACUUAAACCAGUCAACCAAGGAGCUGACUUGGUUUUAAAUCCUAUGGCUGAAUUGGAACCAGAGACUAGUCCUGGUACUUCCUUUGCUAGGAUGUUAACUGCUGUUAGUAACUCCGUAUCAAAGAGUAUUAAUCAGCUGUCUCAUUCUUUGAAUUCACAAGAAAAUUCACCUUCUUUGGUUCCAAAUAAUUUAGAAGAGGAAACAGUUCAUGCUUUUUCGUCCUCCCCAAAACUUGGUUUGGCAUCCCCUUUAGGACACUCUUCUUCAAGAGUAGAAAGCCUGGCUCAAAGUCUUCACGAAGUAGAACUUCACAAUGGUGUCCUCCCUACAUUUGAUAGUGAUUUACACACUCGUAAUCACUUGCUGUCAGCACAAUCAACCGAUACUUCACCUUCAAAUCCAGCCACUUCAAAUACUACGGAAGAAACUAGUAAUUCUCCUACCUCGCCAUCUUCGUUUCUUAAAGUGGUUCCUCCAAUGCCUGUCAAUUUGGACACAACUGGUGAACGACUGGAUACUAUGACUUCGCUUGAUAUGCUUACAGAAGAUCCUAUUCCUGCUUCAGAUUUGGAAACUACGGAGCAAACGCCAGAUCAUGAUCUCCAAUGUGUACAUCGUGAAGAGACUCCCCUUGCAAGUGCUGUCAAGGGUGAAGACUCAGUUGAAGAUAAUGCUGAUGGCUCAUUACCAAGAAUGCCAGGAUCUUUUGAUGUUAAGGGUUUGAAAGAAGAUGCAAAUGAAUAUGCACAAUUGAAAGAAUCAUUAAGUAAGAACGAAACCCAGGAAUCCCUCGUGUUAUCAAGUCCCAAAUUUACUCCACCGAUGGCACAACAAGAUUUCAAGUCCAUACUUGACCCUGGUAGCAAGAAAGGAUCAGUAGUGUCACUUCUUGAGACUAAAAGCAAUAAAAGUACUGCUUCCCUGAGGGUGGACGAUAAGAAUGUGAAAGCAGAUAUUAAUACUAAAUUGGAUUCUCCAAGCCUUGUUCUGGUAACUGGUGAAGAGCGAAUCGUUGACAAUACCGCUGAAUCAAGCCAACCAACUAAGGUAGUUGGGCCUGAAAUUGAAAAUAAAAACAUACAGCUGGAUUCAUCGAAUUUGGACUUGCCUAAUCUCUCGCAAGCUUCUGUUAUUAGCUCUUCGUCCAAUAUCAACACAAAUAAUAAUGCAGAUACUUCUACAGCUUCUGACAGCACUGCAAUCAUUAAACCAAAGUCAAAGGAAGACCGUUCCGCUAAUUCGAGCUCGAUUGCACAAAAGGGACCUCCAUUGGGUUUCAGUAUGUCUUCGACAGCAGCAAAUUCACCUAAAUUAGUGCCAACUUCUUCUCCAGGGAAGUCGACGGUUACGACUCAAAGUCUGAAGGGUACACCUGUUUUUGCCUCUAAUGCAAAGGUGUCACCUGCGUUAAGUUCAUCCCAAAAAUUCACAACUACACCUAUAACUGCUUCUACUAGAGAAAACUUCCUUAUUGGUGUUCAUAACCCAAGCAAGGGUAAUCAAUCUAAUGCAAGUAUUAAUGGUAAGAAGCGUAAGAGUGGUAACAGAGUCAGAGGUGUAUUGAAUCAAAUGUUUGGUAAAUCGAAAAUACUUUCUGCCACACCAACAUCCGAAGUUUCUUCCAUUAAUAUGAAAAUUAGUACUCCCUUUAAUGCGAAGCAUGUUGCACAUGUUGGUGUCGAUGAUGAUGGCUCAUACACUGGGUUGCCAAUGGAGUGGGAGAGAUUACUUUCUGCGAGCGGAAUAUCGAAAACAGAGCAGCAACAGCAUCCUCAAGCAGUAAUGGAUAUUGUCGCAUUUUAUCAGGAUUCGAAUGAAAAUCCUGAUGAUGCAGCCUUGCGAAAGUUCACUUACGACCAGCCUGAUUUCCAAUCCACAUCCUCAUCACCUAACACGCCAACUACACCUCAAACUGAGUCGUUUCAAUUUGACGAAGAGAAUGGAAAUAGUACGUGGACGCAAACACCUACUCAACAUUAUCAAGGAAAACCACAAUCUCCAAGUCCCUCCCAGGCUAGAUCACCAUUUACAGGAAGUGGAAAUGAGAACCUAUUCAUUCCUAGUAGACCAGCUCCUAAACCUCCAAGUCAAACGUCCACGCCAUUACAUGGCACAUCUCAGAAUCCAGAUCAAAUUACAGACUCUGUAUCCAAUAGAAAUUCAUUGACCUCACCCUCAAAGGUUCAUGCAUUUGGUAGAUCUAUUUCAUCCAAGUCCAUCAAGAACUUGAGAGCUUCCCGGAAGUAUUCCGACGCUAAAGCUGCUAUCCCAAUUCCUUCUGCUCCUUUGCCAAUUAUUCAGCCUAAUGGGGAAAUCCAAUCGGCAUCAUUGUCAGGUACGUCUCUGGGCCUUCCUAAGUCUAAAUCACACAGUUAUUCUUUAAAUAAGCAAGUUGCACCUACACCACAAAAGGGAUCAACUACUGCUCCCUUGCAGCAGAUUCCAAAGUUCAAUGACUCUACUUCUGCUCCUUGCCUGGCUCAAAGUAACUCUAAUCUUACUUAUCCCAAGCAACGAUCCGAUAAAUUUGAUUUCAAGAGCCAUCGGCCUCCACCCCCACCACCAAGUUCACAAAGGUUUCCUCUACCUCCACCUCCACCACCACCUCCAUUGCAGCAGCCACCAGUACCUCCACCAGUAUCGAAGGCUCCGUCGAAUGGAUCAGACUUUGAUAAUCUUGCAUACAACUCUAAGAAACUGGCACCUCAAAGUUUCCAACAAACUGAUGAUGAUUUGACUAUCCCUCCAAGAGUUGACAGAACAUUACCAAGUAAGCAAGUUCAACAGCAAAAGCAAGAGCAAUCGCUUUCACAAUCUCAACAACAGCAACAACCAAAUGGUGAAAGAAAGAAGGUUACUACACAACAGCCUGUUAGAGAUGCUAAACAAGCUGCUAUUUUGCAAGCCAAGAAAAGAGAAGAAAAGAAGAGGAAGAACCAGCAAAUUAUUGCGAAGUUGAAGAGCAUAUGUAGCGAAGGGGAUCCAACAAAGAUGUAUACCAAUUUAACGAAAAUUGGACAAGGUGCAUCCGGUGGUGUUUAUAUUGGGCAUGAUAUCAAUAAUCAAUCAAGCACUGUGGCGAUUAAGCAAAUGAACUUAGAACAGCAACCAAAGAAGGAAUUAAUUAUUAAUGAAAUUUUGGUUAUGAAAGGUAGCAGACAUCCUAAUAUUGUCAAUUACAUAGAUUCCUACUUGAUGGGUGGGGAUUUAUGGGUUAUUAUGGAAUAUAUGGAAGGUGGAUCUUUAACCGAGAUUGUUACUCAUUCUGUUAUGACUGAAGGACAAAUUGGUGCAGUUUGUCGGGAAACAUUAAAGGGCUUGCAAUUUUUGCAUCUGAAAGGGGUUAUCCAUCGUGAUAUCAAGUCGGAUAAUAUCUUACUUGAUAUGGGAGGGAAUAUUAAAAUGACUGAUUUUGGUUUCUGUGCUCAAAUUAACGAGAUUAUUUUGAAGAGGACAACUAUGGUUGGUACACCAUAUUGGAUGGCCCCUGAAGUGGUUAGUCGUAAAGAAUAUGGACCUAAGGUUGAUAUUUGGUCUUUAGGUAUUAUGAUUAUUGAAAUGAUUGAAGGUGAACCACCCUAUUUGAAUGAGACACCAUUGAGAGCCUUGUAUUUGAUUGCUACAAAUGGUACCCCCAAAUUGAAGAAUCCCGAAGCUUUGAGUUAUGAUAUUCGCCACUUCUUGAGUUGGUGUUUGCAAGUUGAUUUUAAUAAGAGAGCAACUGCAGAAGAAUUAUUAGCUGAUCAAUUUAUAGUGGAUAGCGAUGAUAUUUCUUCAUUAGCUCCAAUGGUUAGGAUUGCACGGAUGAAGAAAAUUGAUCAAGAUGACGAUUAA
Lizanozyma spartinae is the source of this 3933-nucleotide messenger RNA. It is a transcript of the gene CST20, whose product is annotated as mitogen-activated protein kinase kinase kinase kinase. The record is from RefSeq and is a predicted model, not a curated record. NCBI's taxonomy places the organism in Eukaryota, Fungi, Ascomycota, Pichiomycetes, Serinales, Debaryomycetaceae. Gene Ontology annotation, biological process: protein phosphorylation; intracellular signal transduction; regulation of MAPK cascade. The transcript is spliced from 3 exons. Gene Ontology annotation, cellular component: cytoplasm. The coding region runs from base 1 to 3933 and encodes 1310 amino acids. Gene Ontology annotation, molecular function: protein serine/threonine kinase activity; ATP binding.